Molecule: messenger RNA, 759 nt
Organism: Gigantopelta aegis
Lineage: Eukaryota; Metazoa; Mollusca; Gastropoda; Neomphalida; Peltospiridae
Product: ankyrin repeat domain-containing protein 1-like
Exons: 6
Cellular component (GO): cytoplasm
Molecular function (GO): protein binding
Source: RefSeq, a predicted model, not a curated record
AUGAACAAUGAACAGUUACCUGAGGAAGCAGCACAUCUUACCACUUCGUCAGUUACUGGCAGUACUCCUGGUUUACAGAAACUAGAAGAGAUGAUACUUGAUAUUGGUGCCAGACUUGAUUCAUUAGAAAGUGACAGCCGAGACACUAGUAUUGCUGCAGUCAGAUAUCAGAAUAAACCGAAAAAGAAAAGGUACCCACAUGCAAAUGCUGAUGCUUUGUCACGGCAACCAUGUACAGCUGCUACAAAAGUCAUUUGUGGACCUAGUGAAAGUGAACUGAUUAAGGAACAGACUAAUGAUCCAAUUCUAGCAAAAAUCAUUUCAUACAUCAAGACAAAAACGGUAACAAAAAACCUCAAGGAUCAGCAAACAUCUCUACAUUUAGCAUCAAAAGGGGGUUACUAUGAUAUCGUACAGCUACUGUUAAACUCCAAUGCAGAUCCCAAUAUUUUUGAUGAGCAUCAGCAAACAUCUCUACAUUUAGCAUCAAAUGGGGGUUACUAUGAUAUCGUACAGCUACUGUUAAACUCCAAAGCAGAUCCCAAUAUUUGUGACAGGAAUCAGCAAACAUCUCUACAUUUAGCAUCAAAUGAGGGUUACUGUGAUAUCGUACAGCUACUGUUAAACUCCAAAGCAGAUCUCAAUAUUUGUGACAGGUAUGGACGAACACCAGCACAUUAUGCAGCAGAGAAUGGUCAUUUUGAUGCUCUAAGGUUAUUAAUUACAGUGGGACAAGCUGACAUAAAUGUUACAGAUGAA